Messenger RNA from Mycetomoellerius zeteki, 705 nucleotides. RefSeq lists its product as uncharacterized. The transcript has a single exon. The record is from RefSeq and is a predicted model, not a curated record. The coding region runs from base 1 to 705 and encodes 234 amino acids. NCBI's taxonomy places the organism in Eukaryota, Metazoa, Arthropoda, Insecta, Hymenoptera, Formicidae.
AUGUAUGAUAUGAGAACAGUACACAUACAGAACUCAUUCCCGCGUAUUCAAGUGGACCUCAUUACAACAACUAAUCCUACCAAAAUGAACAUUAUUAUACCAAUCAUUCCCGCAACCGUGCGUAAUAUCAUGGAUUUCACGCUACUGAUGGCAGGCAUUAGCCUAAAUACUUUUCUCGGUCUCUUUAUCGUAUUAAAUUCUACCAUGCACACGUCCACUAACUGUUACAUAAUGAGUCUGAUAUUAUCAAACUUUGUAAUCCUACUUGAACCACUUGAACGAGUACUUAACUGGAUUUUCGAUAUAAACUUAGAGAUGAAUCUCGAUUACGUAUUUUUAAUGAGCUACGCCACGUCCAACUUGACGAUAAUUCUACUAAAUAUUGAGACGUAUGUUAUCGUUUAUCAAAAAAAUUCACCUCUUCUCAAGUCGCUUUUAAAAAUUUCGACAGCUAUAAAAGGAAUCUUGUUCGUAUGGACAAUGUGUAUAAUGGCAACAGCCAUAGAAUUACACUUGUACGAUCAUUUUGUGAAAGAAAUUAUGUACGACAUUUACGUUUCAUCCACUAUUAUGUUCAUAAUAUUCCCGUGUUUCAUUAUUGUUUUGCUCAACUACUUCAUCUUACAUGACUUGACACUGUUAAAAUCAAGAACUGAAACGUGGUUAAGCAAAGAUAUGAAGCGUUUUAUUUUUUUGAGUACGUAA